Messenger RNA from Zophobas morio, 4607 nucleotides. RefSeq lists its product as uncharacterized. The record is from RefSeq and is a predicted model, not a curated record. NCBI's taxonomy places the organism in Eukaryota, Metazoa, Arthropoda, Insecta, Coleoptera, Tenebrionidae. Gene Ontology annotation, molecular function: GTPase activator activity. The coding region runs from base 110 to 4576 and encodes 1488 amino acids. The transcript has 18 exons. Gene Ontology annotation, biological process: regulation of small GTPase mediated signal transduction; activation of GTPase activity.
GACGUUGUUGACAGAUGACAGUUGUUUGUCAAUACGUCACAAUGUUUCGGGUUUUGUGCCCAUUUAAAUAAUCUUAUUACUCAUAAAACAGUCAAAACAAAGCGUGCUUAUGAAUUUAGGACUCUUCAAUCGUAUGAACUUAAAAGAAAGCAGCGAGAACAAGGGGAUGUAUUCAGAAUGGACUUCUUUGAGUCUCAUGCUCCAAAACAACGACGACGCGAAUCAGAGCGUUUUGGAAAAGUUCGGCUUGACGACUAGUAAAGACGUGACGUUGGGGGUCGUCCGACAACUCGCUAGUAAUCUGGGGAUAAGUCAACCAGCGGAGCCUAGUCCUUUGGUCACCGAUAAAGAGGUGCAAUGGUGCAUGGAAGUUCUCUGCUUUGGACUUUCUUUACCCUUGUCGGAACAUGAAGCCAUCAAGGACUGCGUCAACGUGUACUGUGAGUGGCUGUCGGCGCUCCUGACGCCGAAAAUCUGCGUGCCGCAGCCCAUUGUCGAGGACCCCAACGUAUACGCGCGGAAAAUUAUAGCCCAUCUUCACUAUUUGUUCAUUCCGCGGAAGGAUGAAGGGAUUGACACGAUCAAUAGACAGGCGGUGUUGUGUCACAGGGUGCUGCGCACCCUCCAGCAGAUCGCUCACGAGUCCAAACUCCUGGAGCGCGAGACCUGGGAGGCCCUGCUUUUGUUUCUCUUAGCGAUCAACGACACCCUUUUAUCCCCACCAACGGUCAAGGAUGACGUAGCUGAUCAACUUUGCGAGCGCGUGCUGAGCGUGCUUUUUGAGAUAUGGUUGAUAGCGUGCGCUCAGUGCUUCCCGUCGCCGCCUUUAUGGAAGACGCUUCGCGAGUGCUGCAUGAACUGGCGCCACCGAGUCGCCCUCAUCGAGCAAUGGAACCGCGUCAACCUAGUCUUAACCUCCAAAGUGCUAUCCUUCAUGUACGGACCCACGUUUCCGGAACUCAAAAUCGGCGACGACGAUUUGAUCACUCACGGUAUGUCCAACGACUGUAUAGCGCAAAGUUGGUACCGGUUCUUGAACACCAUUGGUAACCCUAUUAGCUUAACCAAGCCGGAGGUGAUCAGCCAGACCCAGAAAUUCCUCCAGUUCGCUAUAAGUACCGACAACGUGAACGACCCUUGCCAGCACCCUUGUCUGCAAGCGCUGCCUCUCAUCUUCCUCAAGGCCAUCAAGGGUAUAGCCGGCCAAGUCGACGCUUUCCUCGGUGUAGCACAAGCUAUUUGGUGGGAAACUGUGAUAACAGGUGGCUGCACUACUGAUAAGAGCAAAGAAGCUGCACCCAACCAAACUUCUGCUACUUACUCACCUUCUCCCACUCCUCCUACUCAGCGCAGAUUGGCAAAAAGUUUUAGUGUGGCACCAUCCUCUGUCUCUAAGGGGAUACCGAAGUCGUCUCUGAUUGGUUUAACGACUAGUAGGAGCUCGGUAGUGGCUACUGCGUCGGCGCCUAGUUCGGGCCCGUCGUCCACCUCGAGUAUUUCAUCUCUCACGUCGUUUGGCCCUGAAAGUCGGACCCCGUUGGCUCCCGGUAGACCCAAAUGUAACAGCAUUUUACACUUGUUUGGGGAGUGGUUGUUCGAAGCGGCGUUCCUCGGGUGCGACUUACAACACAGGCAGCCGCAUGACCAAAACAAAAGAAACAGUUCGGUUUUGAUGGAAAGUUACUCCCAGCCGAGUUCCAUCAGUGACAUUCCGAGCCUACCCUCGAGUUUGACUAUUGAUAAGUACGAAAGCGGCAAAGCUGAAGCUUUAGGUACUUUGUGUAGGAUCAUGUGUGCGAAGAAAACUGGCGAGGAAAUUCUUCCGGUUUAUCUCGCUAGGUUUUACCUGGCGGUCCAGCAGGGUUUGAAAAUCGCGCCUAAUAGAGAGUGCGGGGAAACCAUGGUUGCCAUUUUGAUGAACUCGUCGGACUUGUUCAGACUGGAUUUGGACGGCGUGAGGGUCCUAGUGCCCGUUUUUAUUUCAGCUUUGGAAAUAGUCUUACCUGACAAGGAUUUAAAACUAAACUCGAAUGUCUCUAAGACUGAACUCAGACGAGCCUCCAUACAUCUCUUGUCGUCGAUGUUGGUACUCCCGCUGCACUUCCAGAACGUCGUAAUUAAAGAUCUGAUAAACACAGGUUCGUCCGACCGCCCGUGCACCUUCGGCCAGCUCAAACCCCGCCUCAUGAACCUCGUGAUGAACGCCCUCCAGAUCGAGAGCGACCCCCAGAACACCCACAUGCUCCUCGGUAGUCUCUUCCUCUGCGUGCAGGACUCCUCCAUCUACGAGAAGGUCGAACAAGUCACCCAACCCCCCACCGACACGUCAUCGAACCUCCUCAGUUCAGCGUCCGACACUGCCAGUACCAUGAGCAUGGCUAGCAGCUAUGAGCGUUCCACUUCACCCGAACAUUUUGGUCCUGUUGAUUCGUAUGAUUUAUUGCCGAUAGAUUCAGCGCAUGCGCUGUUCGUCAGGGCGACGUAUUUGGUGUGUCACAGGUUGAUCAGCUCGUGGAAGACGGAUUUGAAUGUGUCGCUGGCGGCGCUGGAGUUGCUGUCGGGGUUGGCGAGGAUCCACAUCAAGGAGUCAGCCAGAAAGUUAACAGACGCGAUGGAAUGCAAGAGGGCUGUGAAGUGGCUGUGCGACUACAUCGUCUACCAAUGCUCGCGCCCGCCCCCAGCCCACUCCAAAGACCUCCACUCCACCAUCGUCGCCGCCUUCCAAUGCUGCUCAGUCUGGCUCCUCGAGCACCCCUACUUACUCAGAGACAAAGACUGUCUCACCACCGUACUAGAAGUAGCAGAAUUAGGUGUCUCGGGCACCAAAUCCGUUGGCAAACCUGGCGAAAACGUCAAAAUGAAAGAACAAAAAGAACUGAAGCCGGCGUCGAUGCGUGUGCGAGACGCCGCCGAGAAUCUCCUCACGUGCAUCCUCGAACAAGUCGGCUAUUUCCCGAACGAGUGCGGCCCUGAGUCCAUUUCGUCACUCCUUGACGAAGUAGCCCUAUUGCAACAUUGCAACUCCUGGCCUACUAAUUGCACGGAUCAGGCGACUGCGGUCGAAAAAUUUAGGUACUUUGUGACGGAGGGCUCGGUUGUGUUGGCGCUCCUGGAGGAACCGUUGGGGAAUGACCAGGACCCGCAACCCACUGUCACUAUUUUAAUACGGGGUCCGUUUGGUCGACACGCUUGGACUAUGCAACUACGACACUUACCGAGGCAUCGGUCGGGGACUAAGUGCCACGCGCCGAAUCCCGGUAGGCCGGUCGUGAUGCAAGAGACGCCUUUGUGUCCUCAAGUCAAACAAAAGUACUUUCCUGAUAGCGUCGAUAGGGUAACGCAAUGCAAAGUUGACCAGUCGAUUCCGCUUCUGGAUACUGUUAUAGCACAAAACGAAGAAAUUAACGAAGAUACGAAUAAGUUGGUUCAGUUGAUUGAGCGCCAGGCGACCGUAGAAACCAAUUUAGCGGCGACUCAGUCAAAUUUUGUCGCUCAGGAGUGCACUCCGCCCCCUGUAGUGCACGAUUUUCAAACUUCUAGGUUAUUUUUGUCCCAUUUCGGGCUACUUUCUUUGGGGGACGAGAACGACGAAGCUCCUACGUUGACAGCUCUCGAUAGCAGCGCUGGCGACUUUUGUAAAGAUCUGUCACUUUUGGACCACUUGAGUCCGAGGACUUGCGACACCGUACACAUUUUUUACGUCAAGUCGCAACAAGUUGACGCACAGGAUAUAGUCAACAACGUGCGAACCGAACAAGGGAUUUCGUCCUACUUUUUCGAGUUUAUUCACACCUUAGGGUGGCCAGUCGAAGUCAACAAACAUCCAGGUUGGACCGGUCACGUUUCCACCAGUUGGAAGGUGUCUCCACAAGAAUCCCCCGUUGCGUCACGUAGUACGUCAUACGACGGCUCCACGCACGUGUUGUACUGGGCCGACGCAUGCGCAGAAAUCGCCUUCGUGGUACCAUCCACCAUCAAACCGGCGGACCCCCCCUCCGAGCAAUCAUCCUUCAACGCAUCAAUUUGGUACGAGCGCAGCCUAUCAGAAACCAGUACCACUAGUAAAGACAAAAGAGCCCUAAGUUUGGAACUAGAUAAACAACCGGUGCCACCUCGGCGCUCGGGUCCACGUUCCAACCUCCACCCUUUCACGAACACGAAAAUCAUGGUAGUGUGGCUGGAGAGUUUCGAGGAUCAUUUAAAUCUGCCAAUCGAUGAUUUGCUGAAUUCGAUGACGACAGGGUUAGAGCGUGGCGCCAUUAUUAAAAGUAGCGAGGUUUUAGUGAUUUAUUUGCAUUUGAUGGCGUCGGGGUUGCUGCGGGUGCACUUGCAAGGUCCCUCGGGACGUGUGGGUUUGGCGUCGCCUUUGGUGGACGGGAUGGUGUUGAGUAGGCGGGCUUUGGGACCGCUGGUUAGACAUACGGCUUUGAAUAUGGCGCGACGGAGGCGUCUGGAUUCUGAUAGUUACCAACCCCCUCAUAUCCGACGCCGUUUAAAAAUACAGGAGAUGGUGCAGAAGUAUAAACGAGAAAUGACUAAACCAGAAUUGUUAACUUAUUUAUUUAGCUCUACAUAAUCAUUAAGUAAUUAAAUAGAAUUGGUGAUUU